Trichoplusia ni (cabbage looper) is the source of this 1883-nucleotide messenger RNA. Its product is annotated as sperm-associated antigen 6-like. Gene Ontology annotation, cellular component: microtubule cytoskeleton. The transcript has 14 exons. Bases 237 to 1838 code for a protein of 533 amino acids. Gene Ontology annotation, molecular function: microtubule binding. The record is from RefSeq and is a predicted model, not a curated record. Gene Ontology annotation, biological process: cilium movement. Lineage: Eukaryota; Metazoa; Arthropoda; Insecta; Lepidoptera; Noctuidae.
AGAACAUCAAAUCUGAAAAAGGCGUUCCUGGUCUCUUGAAGGACUGAAGCAGUUACGAAGGAAGGUUUUAUACAAAAUUAUUGAAAAAUAUUUGGCUGUCUUGUCAAUAACACUAGAUCACAAAACAAAUGAAAAUCGAGUUGUCACGCUGAUUUGACGCAUUUUGAAGGUCAAAAGUUUGUGUACAAAUAUUCAAAAGUUCUAUUUAAUCAAGCUCUUUUUAAUAUAAUAUAACCAUGAGUCAUUCUAUGAGCAGUCCGAGAAACAUUCAAUUAGUAUUUGAGACAUACCAGAAAGCUAGACUGGUGUUCGUCCAAACGAUGGCUGAGCUUGCGACAAGAGCUACUAAUGUUAAAUGCUUGGAGAGUGCGGGUGUACUAGAUUUGUUGAGGCCUUUGCUGUCGGAUGCGUGCAGUACUGUUCGUCAGUGUGCUGUGGUCGCCGCGGCUAGACUUGCCGAGCAUGAUGAAGGAGUAGCUCGACAGCUGCUCAAUGGAGGAAUGGUUACCAUCACUCUUGAAAAUCUUAACAAAUACAAUGUGUAUUACAAAAGAUCCGCACUGUAUCUAAUGAGAGCCGUUGCUAAACAUAACGAAGAACUAGCAGCUGCGAUCGUGAGACUCGGAGCUUUAGAACAUAUUGUAUCGUGCCUAGAAGACUUUGAUACGCAAGUAAAAGAAAAUGCUGCGUGGGCUUUAGGAUACAUUGGAAAACAUAGUGAAACGUUGUCAGGACUCGUGGUUGACGCUGGCACUCUUCCUUUAUUGGUAUUGGCUUUCCAAGAACCAGAAAUGAGUCUGAAGCAGAUUUCGGCUGGAGCGCUAGUCGAUUUGGCUCAGCAUAAACCUGAAGCUGUCGUUGAUGCUGGAGCUAUUUGUCAUUUGGUACACGGAUUGGAAAAUCAAGACCCUAAAUUGAAGCGUAGCACACUGUGCGCGCUGGGCGCUGUGGCGGGUGCCCGCACGGAGUUGGCCGAGGCUGUGGUGGCUGGAGGAGCCUUGCCGCCCGCGCUGCUGCAUGCGGGCCAUGACGCGGCUCCUGUGCGACGAGCAGCUGCUUGCCUGCUCAGAGAUAUCGUUAAACACUCUGUUGAUUUGGCGCAACUAGUCGUAAAUACGGGUGGAUGUGGCCCGUUAGUGGAGUUGCUAGCAGAGUCGUCUGGGGGCGCGCGCGUUCCUGCUUGUAUGGCUCUCGGGUUCAUCGCAGGGCAAUCGGAUCAACUGGCUAUGGCUGUCAUUGAAUCUAAGGCCAUUCCAGCAUUGGUUGAAAUAUUGCAAAACAAUGAAGCAGAAGAUGCAGAGCUGUGUGCUGCGGCCUGGACCCUCGGUCAUGUCGCCAAGCACUCUCCUCAGCAUAGCCUGGCCAUUGCUGUAGCUAAUGCACUGCCAAGAUUGCUGCAGUUGUAUACAAACCCUAAGUCAUCAGCUGAGGUGCGUGCGAGGACGUCAUGUGCUCUGAAACAGGCAUUACAAUGUUGUCUGCAUCGGCCUGCCCUAGAACCAUUAUUGCACUCUGCUCCCGCUGGCAUACUCAAAUAUGUACUGGCACAAUAUGCAAAAAUUUUACCAAACGAUGCAAGAGCCCGAAGAUUAUUCGUAACUACAGGAGCACUAAAGCGGGUACAAGAAAUCGACACAGUUCCAGGAUCAUCACUAAAGGAGUAUAUUAAUAUUAUAAAUAGCUGUUUCCCCGAAGAAAUCGUAAGGUAUUAUACUCCAGGAUAUUCCGAUUCUCUAUUGGAUAGAGUGGAAGCUUACACACCGCAGAUUCCGGAACUUUUUACAGACAGAGUUCCUAGCGACUGCCAAAGUGAAUUAACUAUAGAAAAUGCAAAUUAAUAAUAUUUUUGAUUAUUUAUUUAAUAAAUGCUUUCAUUGCAGAAA